UAAUCAUAGUAACAAAACAAAACGGAAAAAAACCUAGCAAGGCUCGCGUUCAUGAUCCAAUUUCGCUUUUAUUUUGCAGAUAUAUUUUUCGAGUACGAGAACAAACCAAUUAAUUCAUAUUAUCGGUGCUUUUUUUUUUUUUUAGCUUCUCGUGGAAUUUAGCGACGCAUCGCUUCCAUCGAGAUCGAGUGAGUUUUGUGGUUAGCGCGUGAAAAUGUGCGCAAGGUGUGUGAAAGAAGAGUACGAGGAGGAACUGUGGCGAGCAAAGGAGGAGAACGAGGGAGAACGUCAACCGCCCGAUGCGGCUUUAGAGAAGCCGCGAGCUGGGCUACACGAAGCAGAUGUCAGUGACGAGGGUCUCACUCCUCCCGAGGAGCAGGAACGGAGCUCCGGGGUGAAACGGGAAGAUCCGGCAGACCCCGCCGACGUUAAAGAAGAAAAGGGGGCGCCCGCUCAAAUGAAAGAGGAAGAGGAGGAACAUAGCAUCAGUCAAGAGGAACGGAGGAUUCAAGAGCUCGGGGAAGUCAAUAUCAUCAUCAAGUCGCCGUUAAAAAGUGAUGAUGAUAAUGACGGCGACCAUCGUGUGGGAUCACAAGCAGACAGGCUCUUCGCUCCUCUGUCAGAUACCGACGACGUAACGUCACACUCCUCCGAUAUUGACGACGAACACUCCAAAGGUGAAAUGACGCUUCCCCCGGACGAGAAAUGCUGCAAAUGUCCUCAGUGCGACAAAACAUUUUUCAACAAGUCAAAGUUGGAAAGACACAUGAGAACGCACAGCGGGGACAAACCCUACGCCUGCUCGGUUUGCGGUAAAACGUUCACCUGGAAAGCGGGUUUGAUGAGGCACACAAGAACGCACACCGGUGAGAAACCCUUCCCCUGCUCCGUUUGCGGCGAGCGAUUCGCUCAUAAGGAACAGCUGGGAAGGCACACGACGACGCACACUGGAGAGACGCACUUUGGCUGCUCGGUUUGUGGGAAAAUAUUCACUUGGAAGACUGGUUUGAUCAGACACACACGGUCGCACACCGGGGAGAAACCUUUCCCUUGCUCGGUUUGCGGGAAAACAUUUAGUCAAAAGACAACUUUAAUCAGGCAUACGAGAACGCACACGGGGGAGAAACCUUUUGCCUGCUCAGUUUGCGGCCAACGAUUCACUCAGAAGGGAAAUUUAGAAAAACACGGCAGACGACACACUUUGGUCAUCCCGAGUGUGAAUUUUUGCCUGCUUAAUCUGCCACCCAACUUUCAUUAAAGGUCGCAAAGGACCGGUUUCAACACACUGAAUGACUAAAUGUGGAGGAAACGUUGUAUGAUCAAUUUGUGACAAAAGAUUCCCUGAAAGACAAUUUGAGAGCACACAAGAGUACACAUUGGCGAGAAUGCAAAUGUGACGAUGAAACAAUAGCUGCAAAUGAACGUCUAAAGAAACCGUUGACGCAUGGUGGUAGGAUGGAAAACUGUUAUCCCAAAUAAAAUACUGUAAACUUUUUAAACUGA
Messenger RNA from Syngnathoides biaculeatus (alligator pipefish), 1503 nucleotides. RefSeq names its product histone-lysine N-methyltransferase PRDM9-like. The record is from RefSeq and is a predicted model, not a curated record. The transcript has 2 exons. Gene Ontology annotation, biological process: regulation of transcription by RNA polymerase II. Gene Ontology annotation, molecular function: DNA-binding transcription factor activity; RNA polymerase II cis-regulatory region sequence-specific DNA binding. NCBI's taxonomy places the organism in Eukaryota, Metazoa, Chordata, Actinopteri, Syngnathiformes, Syngnathidae. The coding region runs from base 215 to 1258 and encodes 347 amino acids.